Messenger RNA from Argentina anserina (silverweed cinquefoil), 1122 nucleotides. RefSeq lists its product as uncharacterized. Lineage: Eukaryota; Viridiplantae; Streptophyta; Magnoliopsida; Rosales; Rosaceae. The record is from RefSeq and is a predicted model, not a curated record. Bases 330 to 923 code for a protein of 197 amino acids. The transcript has a single exon.
CACACCACACAAGGUUGAAGCUUCUCCCCUUCAAAUCUUGGCCACAUUUCUUCUUUCACCCACAUUUCCAAGAAAAAAUAUCGCUCUCCUCCAUCUUCUUCUUAACCUUUUCAUGACUCACCGGCAACUUGCUGGAUCACUCACAUGACUAACCUCCUCAAAUUCAUCUUCCCCUGUUCCUCAUCUAUAUUUUCCCGGUAACCUACCCGUCGGCAGUUGCCUGAUCACUACCCAUACCCAUAUAUGAUAUAUUCAUUUUCAGAUAGCAGAGGAAAGAAGCCCGCAUAGACUUCUAGCUUCACAAGAACUUUGCAGACUAAAAUAUACACAUGAAUGGUGGUCUCGGCAAGCUUGGGACUGUACUCACUCUAGUGAUUGCAGUCUCUCUUCUUGUAGGUCUUGUAGGCCAGAUCUUCUACAUCCUCUGUCGCCGGAAGAAGCUUCAUAACCGGAGCUUCCCUCACCGCACCGAGUCAGUUCUCCCCGGAGACUCGGCCUCGUCACAGUCCAGAGGGUUUUUCAGUUUCUUCUUGUGCUGGAAAAAUCAGUCUCGCAUCGAACCUCAAGAGGCUCGUCACGACGUCCCACCUUCGAAUUACCACAACGAAUUACAGGAGUUAGAGGACAUCAUCAAGUGGCAGGCACUGUACGGGUCGUCGAGGCUUUUGUUCACUAUAGAGGAAGGAGAGAGAGAGGGAUUGGACUCGGAGACGACGUAUUCUUCAUGUGCAGAGAAAGAGGUAGUAGUGAAAACGAAGACGACGACGAAGGUGUACUUGGAAGAGUGUCAUGGGGUACCAGAUGUGGCGGUGACUGUUGUGAAUAUAGAGAUGGACGAGUUGUUUACGACGCCGUUGGAGACUCCUUGUGCUUCGCCGCCGUACUAUACACCAUCGGCUUCUCCUACUCGUGAAUCAGUCUAGCUAGCUUGUACGUUAGUUUUAGACUUGUAGUCGUGUAAGGAAAGCUUAGUGGUGAUUGCGUUUGCCGGUUUACGGGUUAAACAUCCCGGUUCGAAUCUCGUUUUUAUUUUAUUUUUGGAGCAUUUUUCUACUUCAUUUUUCGUGGGCAUGUCAUUUUCGUCUUUCGUUAUCAGUGAUGUGUUUAGCUACUGUAGGUGUG